Messenger RNA from Linum tenue, 4550 nucleotides. Lineage: Eukaryota; Viridiplantae; Streptophyta; Magnoliopsida; Malpighiales; Linaceae. The record is from the annotation of a GenBank genome assembly.
GUUUCAGUAACAGACUUUGAGUGAACCCGCUGCGUCGUCCCCCUAGUUCCUUAAUGGAAUCUCCGACAUCGCAACGUCCUUAAACUAUCUCCUCCUUCGCAGCAAUAAGAAUAGCUCAAGCAGAAGCGGCUCAUUUUCGUCGCCCACCAGCUCCAAAUCUGCUCUAGGCUUUCGUAGUCAGCGACAACGUUCAAUAUCUGUUGUUUUGCGUAUAUCUGUCGGGUCUUUAGGAGGAAUUGCAGCUUUUGACGGAGGUUGUGUUACGAGUGCUGCUUCUGCAUCUAUUGGGUGGCUGCAGUGUAGGUCCACUGGAGCUUUGUUGUAGUACCUUAUGGGUGCGCCCAAACAAAAGUGGACAGCCGAUGAAGAAGCAGCCUUGAAAGCUGGAGUUAUCAAGCAUGGUGCUGGUAAAUGGAGGACAAUACUAAAGGAUCCUGAAUAUAGUAGUGUUUUGUACCUCCGAUCGAAUGUGGACCUCAAGGACAAAUGGAGAAACAUGAGUGUCAUGGCAAAUGGAUGGAGCUCUAGGGAGAAGUCCAAGUUUGCUGUUAAGCGGAUGCACCAUGUUUCAAAACGAGAAGAGAGUCCUCUGCCUGCUGAUAAUGAUGUCAAAAGUGAUGAAGAUGCCGUGGAUAUUAAGGCUCACGAAGUUCCUCUGAUGCCUAUUCCUGCUCCGAUAAGAUCUACCAUAAGGUGAGUCGAUCUCUUAUGGCAUGAUUCCUACAAUCAAUAUAGCCUUUCAUGAAUUGCUUAUGUGCAACCUUCUGCUACAGUUAUGGUACAUUUCAGGGCCUCUAGAAAUAUAGAAGUAAUGACAUUAAAUCAUUUCUUGGCGAUUAAACAUAGAAAUCCAUGUGCAAUUUGUUUUUCUGGUGUAAGAGAAAUCAAAUUAAUAAUGGGGGUUGUUGCUUUUGGAACGAUGAUCUUCGGGCAGAAGUUCCAUUUUUGGUCGGUCCCUCCGUAUGAAAUGCCUCAGUCAGCUCUUUCUCCCCAGCCUUCUACGCUCUUUUCUUCGCUCAUGUGCACAUCAGUCUUCUCUCUCUGCUGGGAAGCAGCUCCAUGCGGUCAUACUCACCGCUAGCCUACCAGCAUCACACAAUUCCUUCCUUCCGAAUGCCCUUCUUCACCUUUACUCGUCCUGUGGAGUUGUUAGUUAUGCCCGCCACUUGUUCUUCCAAAUCCCCUCAUCACACAAAGACUUAGCAGAUUGGACCUCUUUCUUGAAUUGUCUUUCAAAGCAUAAGAACGAUCCUUGUGAAGCUUAUUGGUUGUUCAAUGAAUUGAGGAGAAGGGGUAUUCUUGUUGAUGAUGUUGUGCUGCUUUCCAUGCUCGGUUUGUGCGCUAGAGUGGGAAAUUUGGAGAUGGGAACUCAACUGCAUGGUUGUGUGAUGAAGAUGGGUUUCAAGUAUAGUCUUAAGGCGUGCAAUGCGAUAAUGAAUAUGUAUGUGAAAUGUGGGUUACUAUCCAAAGUAAGAGGUGUUUUCAGUGAAAUGAAGGAACAGAAUGUUGUGUCGUGGAGUAUACUUUUGGAAGGUGUGGUGAAGUUGGAAGGGCCAGAUAAGGGCAGGGAGUUGUUUGAUAAAAUGCCUGAGAGGAAUGAGGUUGCUUGGACUUUAAUGAUCGCAGGUUAUGUUGGGAGUGGAUUGAUCAAGGAAGGGUGUUUACUUUUGAAUGAAAUGGUUUUGCAGUCAGGCCUCAGGUUGAAUCAUGUUUCCCUUUGUUCUAUUUUAUCAGCUUCCGCACAAUCUGGUGAUGUAGCGUUUGGGAGAUUGGUUCAUGUUCUUGCUUUGAAGGAAGUGGGGUUGGACAUCAUGGUUGGGACAGCUCUGGUUGAUAUGUAUGCCAAAUGUGGUCGAAUAAACGUAGCAGUUAGAGUUUUUGAGUAUUUGCCCAGGAGGAACGUAGUUACAUGGAACGCUAUGCUUGGUGGGCUAGCAAUGCAUGGAAAGGGCAAAGCUGUGUUGCAUAUGUUCUCUAAGAUGUUUGAAGAAGCUAAUCCUGAUGAUUUAACCUUUAUAGCUGUGCUAAGUGCUUGUAGUCAUGCUGGUCUGGUUGAUCAAGGUUGGGAGUAUUUUCAUAAUCUGAAACCAGUGUAUGGAAUAACACCCAAAAUAGAUCAUUAUGCUUGUAUGGUUGAUCUGCUUGGACGAGCUGGUCGCUUAGAGGAAGCUGAAAGAUUAAUACAGAAUAUGCCAAUGCCUCCCAACGAGGUGGUUCUAGGAUCAUUAUUGGGUUCUUGCAGCCUUCAUGGAAAGUUACAGAUUGGUGAGAGGAUUUUACAUGAUCUGGUUCAGAUGGAUCCUCAGAACACUGAAUAUCACAUACUGCUUUCAAAUAUAUAUGCUUCAUCAGGAAACCAGAAGCAGGCAAACUCCCUGCGGGAUGCUCUGUAUCGUAGGGGGAUUAGAAAGGUUCCUGGAAUGAGUUCCAUUCAUAUAGGAUGCCGUGUUCAUCAGUUCACUGCUGGUGAUAAGUCACACCCUCGAACUCCAGAGAUCUAUCAUACCCUAGAUGAUAUGAUAAUUAGGUUAAGGCUAGCUGGUUAUGUCCCACAUACUGCCUCCCAGAUUUCUGCGGGGGCUGAUGGUGGGUAUAGUGGAGAUGAGGAGGAGAAGGAGCAGGCAUUGCUAUCACACAGUGAAAAGCUUGCCUUUUGUUUUGGUCUUAUAAGCACGAGUCCUGGUACAUCCUUGUAUAUAUUCAAAAAUCUACGUAUGUGUCACGAUUGCCAUUCUGCGAUCAAGAUUGCUUCAGAUGUAUACCAACGAGAAAUUACUGUCAGAGACCGCAACCGAUUCCAUUAUUUUAAACAAGGUUCAUGUUCUUGCUCUGAUUAUUGGUGAUCUCGGUUGCAAACUGGAUGCUUGUAAUUGAAGAAACUGACUUGGGAUAGAGACGGAUGAGUGCCAAUAUGGUUUACUAAGCUAUUUGCAAGGAGAUUGUGUUGGAAUAAAUAUGAUGUGUGCAUCAGAACAUAUUUGUUAAAUGUAUAUACUAAGAAUUUCCAACAUUAGCUAGUUGGACAUUCCAGUAGCAAUUGUCACGAUCAUGCUGAAGUGGGGAUAUCAGUUGUUUCAGGAACUAUGUAAGAGGAAAUUUAGCUGAUCAGAAAGAAGCCAGAAAAUGAAGGCUCUAGCUGGUCGUAUAUCUCAGGGCCCUUGCGAAAUCAAAAUAAUCUGGUGGUACAUUGCAGAUGAGAUCAACUGAAUGUGGACCAUUCAGUUCACAAUAAGUUUCCUCUGAAGCCUUUGCCAGCUCACUAUGGUCAUGGUAUUCACCACGGGGCUUUUCAUAACAUAGUAGUUUGAAACUAAGGAGUGCUACAAAAUUUAGCAUGAGGUUCGGUACUUAGUUGGCACACAAAAACAAGAUGUUCUCACCUUUGAGUUCAACUGUUAUAGGGACAUGUCAAGCGUCAAAAUGUUGCCUGAAUCUGAUGCAUACUCGAGCAAAGUGGUUCCUAUAUAUUAGGGUUUAUAUAGUUAUCCAGUCAUCAUUUCAUUCAAAUGUUUAUAUAAGAAGAUUUGUCUUCAUUGUUCUAGGCUGGAUAAUCUAAUCAUGGAGGCUAUUGCCCACUUGAAGGAGCCUGAUGGUUCAAAUAAGACAGCGAUUGCUUCAUACAUUAAGGAGCAAUAUUGGCCACCUCAAGAUUUUAAGAGGAUAUUGUCAGCAAAACUGAAGCAUUUGACUUCGUCUGGCAAACUGAUCAAGGUCAAACGCAAAUACAGGGAAGCACCAGCUUCAUUUUCCAACAGGAGGAGUGCUUCCAUGUUACUGCUGGAAGGAAGAGAGAGAAUAUUCCAAAGAGCUGAGCAACUGGAGGAUUUCAACGUGGCUAGAAAACCACAGAUUGACCGGGAACUAUCUAGGAUGAGAAAAAUGAGUGCCAGAGAGGCGGCAGCUGUUGCUGAUCAAGCAGUUUCCGAGGCAGAGGCUGCCAUUGCGGAAGCAGAAGAGGCCGUAAGAGAGGCAGAGGCCGCCGAAGCUCUUGCAGAAAAGGCAGUAGCAUUUUCUGAAGCGGCGACGAAGACAAUGAAAGGAAGGACCAAUUCUAAGAUGAGAGUCUGACGGAGAUGCAAGAAUCGGGAUCAAUACAUGGUAGUGAAGGACUAGUUCUUUGCUGAAUCCUGUAAAUAUGGAGAUGAGGAAGCAAAGGGAUCCAGCUAGUUGAUUUGGGUAGAUUCAUUAAUAAUCAUCCAGAAAUUGUCCAAGGUGUUCAUCCUUGGUUAACCAUCCUUUGUUGACUUUUGCUUUGCAUGAGCCGUAUUUAGGGUUGAGUUACUUUGUCGGGUGUUCUUUGUGUAGACAGCAAAGUGACAGGUGUAGUUACUCCCUGGCUCCCUGUAGAAGAGAGCAAUGAAGAAGAGAAACUAGGAAACCGAAGGAAAAUGGGUUAAUUGCAUGGUUGGUCACUGAGAUUAGAAAAAACGUUUAAGUUUGGUCACUCGAAAUAUUUAAAUCUAUUGGUGGUACUUCAGUUUACUGAAAUCGUUCACGUUUGGUCACUCUCUGUCCAACUCCGUUAACUUUGGCUAAUGUGGCAGUCAAUU